This is a messenger RNA of Contarinia nasturtii (swede midge), 1494 nucleotides long. RefSeq lists its product as uncharacterized. The transcript has 6 exons. The record is from RefSeq and is a predicted model, not a curated record. NCBI's taxonomy places the organism in Eukaryota, Metazoa, Arthropoda, Insecta, Diptera, Cecidomyiidae. Bases 144 to 1184 code for a protein of 346 amino acids.
UUACCAUGAUUGCAUGUCAUAUGACUGUCAGAGAAAACUAAACUUUCGUAUGUUUAUUUCAAAGAAAAAUCAAAACAAAUCGCCUGGGCAGAACUGGCCUCAGUAUAUCUGCCGCUGUAUUUUUUGUUUGUAUAAAGUUGAAUAUGAUUUUAAGUUUUUUAUCGCAAUUUGAAAUUGGAUCCGUUUGCAAUGUCAGCACAGUUAGUAGACAACACAAAAUCAAUUCAAUUUUUUGGAUGUGCUUAUUCUUUCUGCUCUGUUAUCAUUACUUUGAAAAGAUUUUACAGCCACACUUGAAAGCGGCUAAAUUCUCGUACUACAAAUGGAAUUUAACAAUUCACUUUGUUUGGAAUUGUUGUUUCUAUAUCGUGGCACUUGUGUUUCUGUGCCUGUAUCGAAAAUACUUUUUAGUUGAUAGUUUGUACUUCAAGCAAAAUGGACAAAACUAUUAUCGAAGCUAUGAAAAUCUACUGUUUUACACGAACAAUCGCUGCUCAUUAUACAGUUCAAUUAGUUUCAUUUUGUUGUCAUUUUAUCUGAUCGAUGUGAUUUAUGAUUUGAAUGAGGGUAACAUUUCCGAAGCGAUCAGCAAAUUUUUGGCAUGCGGUAUUGUCGUCUGUUUUGAUAUUUAUCGUUUGGAGUACUUUUCGGUGAUGUACAAUGCCAUGUUGGUUUUGAUUUACUUGAUUACGGAUGGUUUGAGACUUAUAUGCUGGCAUAUUCCCGAAAAUAGCGAUUUGGCCUUUCGUAUUUGCGUUUCACUCAAAUUAUUGCUGUGGUCAUUUGUAUUUUUAUAUUUGUCGCCGUUUUAUUUUCUUUUUCCAAUAUUAUAUGGCCGCAAGUUUAUUUUAUGGCUAAAUUUAUUCUCUUUUUGCUGGUAUGGAUCAUGUAUUUGGAAUUCGCCAAUUCUACAGUAUAUGUGCCAUCAAAUAUACCACACCAACAACAAUUCCAAUGAUUGUCUCGGAGGGCGAACUGUUUCUCGAUGUAUCUUGAUAAAGGAAACCAAGGAACUGCGUCAUUUAAAAAACAUUCGAACCGCACUUAUUGAAAUACAAUUAAAAGAUAUGGUGCAAAGCGAUGAAUCAAACCCAUCAUUGAAAACGUAUCAAACAAUUAAGUGUAUGAUUGCGUUGAAACGCAAAUUGAAAAGAAUCCGUGAGAAUAAGGAGCAUUCAACAUAAUAAUUGUUUCAGAAGACUGAAUUCGUAUUUGUUCGAGAGGCCAUUGUUAUGCCCGAUUUUAUUUCAUGUCAUCGCCUUUGGUGCUUGUAACAGCUUAGAUAGUGAAUGAGAACAAAAGUCUUAAGUAAAGUAACAUGUCCAGCAUCUAAUCUUAUGUUUAUUGAAUUGUUUUUGUUAUAUGUGAAGCAGCUUCAACUUUAAAUAAGUUUGUUAUGUUUGAAUUAACGAUAAUUCGAAUAAUUAUUGACCAACAUUUGGAGAAAAUUGAAAUAAAUCUAUUGAUGUGAAUUAAUCAGAAGUUGUGCGUCCA